AAGUAUUUUCGCUCUCUCUGCUUUCUAAGCUCAGCCUGCUGUAGCAAGCAGCUAGCAUCAGAAUGUGUUUGCGCGCGUCGUCGCCUUAGCUCUAACCGCGCCCCUGUGCUUCAAUUCAGCAUUUUCCGUCCUAAGAGUAACUGAUUAAUUCCUAGUGCAUCGUACUCCAACCCUCCAGUCAUGGCUAGGCCAGGAAACCCCGGCUCUCGCCGUUCGCCGCACGCCAAGGGAGGAAAGUUCGGGCAGCAGAAAAAAGGGCAGAAAAACAACAAGCACCAGUACCAGAAACCCCCGUCGAAGCUACAGCUAGAGGUCGCGGAAAUCCGCCAGCUAGAAGCGCGGAUCGCCGCGGGCGCCCCCGCGCCGGGCUCGAACCCCCUAGCCGCGGAUCUCGCCGCUCCCCCCGCUCCCCCCGCGCCAGCGAACAACAAAGAUAAGAAACGGAAUGCGUCUAAGGAAGGGUUGCCCGCGGCGGCAGCGGGAGGCGGGGCGGCGGGCGGGAAGGGGGAAUUGGAGCCGUACGUCGGCGCGAAGCUGUUCGAGGAUCUGCCGAUCUCGAAGCGCACGAUGCGCGGACUAAAGGAUUCGGAGUAUGUCCACAUGACGGCCAUUCAGCGAGCCGCGAUUCCCCACGCCCUGUGCGGGAGGGACGUGCUGGGAGCAGCCAAGACAGGCUCCGGCAAAACCCUUGCGUUCAUAAUUCCCCUUCUGGAAAAGCUGCAUCGGCAGCGGUGGUCGCACAUGGACGGCGUGGGCGGCAUAAUCAUAUCGCCCACCCGGGAGCUUGCCACCCAGAUCUUCAACGAGCUCAAGAAGGCCGGCCGGCACCACCCGUUUUCGGGCGGCCUGCUCAUUGGCGGGCGAGCUGGGAGCGUGGAGAAGGAGAGAGACAGGGUGCAGUCGCUCAACAUCCUUGUCUGCACGCCGGGUCGUCUGCUGCAGCAUAUGGACGAAACUCCUAAUUUUGACGCAUCCAAUCUCCAGAUGCUUGUUUUGGACGAAGCUGACAGAAUUUUGGACCUGGGCUUCUCACAGGCGCUCAACGCCAUCAUCGCCAACCUGCCUCCCCCGCCGCACCGCCAAACGCUGCUCUUCUCCGCCACCCAGACCAAGUCCGUGCGCGACCUCGCACGCCUCUCCCUCUCCUCGCCCGAGUACCUGUCGGUGCACGCCGAAGCCAAGGAGGCGACGCCCCUGCGGCUGCAGCAGACGGUGAUGGUGGUGGAAGCUGCCAGGAAGCUGGACGUGCUCUGGAGCUUUCUGAGAAACCAUCUGCAGAAGAAGACAGUUGUGUUUCUCAGCAGCUGCAAGCAGGUCAAGUUUGUAUUCGAGGCCUUCAGGCGCCUGAGACCUGGAAUCGCUCUGAAGCUGCUCCAUGGGCGAAUGAAGCAGAUGACCCGCCUGGCCUCCUUCUACGACUUCUGUGACUCGGACCAUGCUGUGCUCUUCGCCACCGAUAUUGCUGCCAGAGGGUUGGAUUUCCCUGCGGUGGACUGGGUGGUGCAGGCCGACUGCCCUGAUGACGUGGCAACAUACAUUCACCGCGUGGGCCGCACGGCCAGGUUCAAUGCAUCUGGACGCUCACUGCUGCUGCUGACGCCAUCUGAGAAGGCCAUGCUACCGCUACUAGAGGCGGCCAAGAUCCCCUUCUCCCUCACUAAGGCCAACCCAGCCAAGAUGCAGCCUAUUUCACAGGGGCUAGCAGCGCUGCUGUCAAAGGACCCGGAGAUUAAGUACCUGGCACAGCGGUCCCUCGUCACCUACCUGCGAUCGAUCCACGUACAGAGCAACAAAGAAGUGUUUGACGUGACCAAGCUGCCCGUGGAGGAAAUUGCAGCCUCCAUGGGGCUGCCCAACCCGCCAAAACUUCGCUUUUUGAAAAAAGUGAAGGGAGCAGGGAAAGUAGAUGGGGAUGAAGAGGAGGGGGGGGAUGGGAAAAAGAAGGGGGAUAAGGGGAAGGGGAAGGAGGAGGGGAAAGGGCCGGUAGGGGAAUGGAAGGGGCAAAGGAUUCAAUUUGGUGAUGAUGGGAGUGAUAGUGAGGGGGGUGGUGAGAGUGAUAGUGAGAGUGAGGGAGAGAGUGAGAAUGAGAGUGAAGGAGAGAGUGAGGGAGAGAGUGAGAAUGAGCAAGAAGAGGAGGAAACAGAGGAGGAGGAGGAAGGGGAGGAAGAAGGGGAUGAGGGAGAGGAAGAGGAAGAGGAAGGAAGUGGGGAGGAGGAGGGGGAGGAGGAGGAUGCAAGGGAGGGGAGGAGGGAGGAGAAGAGGAAGAAGACCAAACUAGAGCGGCUGUUCGGGAGGAAGAACCGAGACGUGCUGUCGGCCUCAUAUGAUAAGCUGAGAGCGCCUGAGGAGGAGGAGGAGGAUGGGGAGGGGGGAGGGAGUGAGCAGGAGGAAGGGGAGGAGGGGGGGGGGGGAGGGGAGGGAGAGGAGGGGAGGGAGGAGGGAGGAUUGGAGGGAAGGAGGGGGUUGACAGCUGGAGAGGAGAAGAAGGCGAAUCUACCCCUGACUCUUUCCAGGAAGCAGCGCAAGAAGCUUCUCUCAGGUCCCGGCAAACAUGGCGGCACACGAUUGGUCUUCGACGACGAGGGCAACCCGCUGCCGCCCCUCGCCGCCCUUGCCCUCGAAAAGGACAAAGCCGAAGGGGUGGCGUCAGAGGGUCAGGGUGUAUCUGGGAAAAGAGCACCAGGGGAGGAUGCUGAGCUGGCAGCUGCCGCCCGGGCAGCUGAAGAAAGAUUUCAGCAGCUGAGGGAGGAGAUGCAGCAGAAGGAUCUGGAGGACCGGGCUGCUGAAAAAGAGCGCCUGCGAAUGAGACGGCUUAAGGAGAAGCUGAAAGCGAAGAAACGGGCAGGUGAAGGAGGGAGGGAGGAUGGUGAGGAGGGAGGUCAGGUGGUAUUGCUAGGCAGUGGGGGGGGUGAUGAUGAGAGCGAGGAGGAAGAGGAGGAGGAAGAGGAGGGAGAGGAGGAGGAGGGUGUGAGGAGGGGGAGAGGCAAAGGGAAGAGUGAUAGCAGUGGAAGUGAUUAUAGCGAGAGUGAGGGUGAGGAAGAGAGGGGUGGUGAAAAGGGCAGUGUGCAGUGGGACGAGAGUGAUAGUAUGGAGGGUGAUAGCAUGGAGGGUGACAGUAUGGACGAAAGGGGAAGUGAGGGGGAGUAUGAGGAAGAGGCCAGUGGGGAUGAUAGAGGGGGAGAGGAAGAGGAGGAGGCACCGGAAGCAGUGCCGCUGGAAUGGGAAGAGAAGGACCUCGCACAGGCAAAGCAGCAACAUAGGAAGCCGCAUAUGUUGGGGCAAGGGAUAGAAGAAGGAGAAAAAGCAGCAGCAGCAGCAGCAGCAGUAGCAGUAGCAGCAGCUGCUGCCAAUGGGAAGAGAGGAAAGAGAGUGAAAGUUGGGGGCCCUAUUGCUGGUACCAGGCCAGCCAAACGAGUGAGGUCAGACCAAGGGGAAAGUCAAGGGAAGGGGGACGGCAAGGCUGCAGGCAACAGAAGCACGGCAGUGGGACUAGCGGAGCAGGAGGCUCUUGUGCUGAAGCUGCUGGCUGCCAAACACAAGUGAGCGUGCUUGGCGGCAGGGUGAAGGCGCAGUGUCUGUCCGGCGUAGUUUCGUGCAUGAUGGGAUGAAAAUGGGGGAGGAGAUGGCAGUCGGGAAGGCACGGGGAUGGAAGAAGAGAGUGUCCGGGGCUGGGUUUGGCAGUGCAGGGGGCUGCCAAACAGAAAUGGUAAUAUGGCAGGGUGAAAGAAUGAUGGUAAGAGAUGAUCACUCUGGGAUUUUCAAGCAUUCUUAUUGUACUUUCAGUAAGUUUUACUGUGCUGGAAAAAAGUGUUACUAAUUAC
This is a messenger RNA of Closterium sp. NIES-67, 3821 nucleotides long. The record is from the annotation of a GenBank genome assembly. Lineage: Eukaryota; Viridiplantae; Streptophyta; Zygnematophyceae; Desmidiales; Closteriaceae.